GGGCGGAGCCGGCCAGGAGGCAACAGGCCGCGGACCGGGCCUUCCCCUACCACCACCCCCAGGGACCGGGCAGGGGGGCAGAGGGCAGAGGUCAGAGGGCAAGGACCGGCCUGUGCGCUGACCACCACCGGGUGGGUGAGCCGGAGGCGGGCCCCCCACUCCGAGGGCGGCCCUCUCUGGUGCCCAAUUGUACCUUGUCAGCGCCCCGUAAAUGCGAUUGAAUACUAAUAAUGGCAUUUGUUCAGCGCUUCCUAGGUGCAGAGCACUGCUCUAAGCGCUGAAUGACCGAGAGGGGAACUCGACUGAGCGACUAAGGGGGUGGCGAUGGGGGGUCCGGGGGUCGGGCCCGUCCUGGCCGGGGUCCUGGCCUUGUGCUGCUGGUGCUGCCCCCCGGGCCGGGCCCUGCCGCCCCCCGGGCUGGCGGCAGCCGGCCCCUGGCUGCAGCGGGCCCUGCCCCGGCUGGGGGCCCUGACCGGCUGGCACAACCUCAGCUGCCCGGUCUGCCGAGCCCUGUUCGGCGCCCUGGACGUGAGCCUGGAGAUGGAGGCCAACGUGGAGCGGGUCGGGGCGCUGGCCACGCUGCUGUGCGAGAAGCUGCGGCUGGCCCCGCCCGCCGUGUGCCAGUCCAUCGUGCGGGUCUUCGAGGGCGACGUGGUGGCGGCCUGGACCCGCUCGGUGCUGAGCCCGCCGGAGGCGUGCGGGCUGCUGCUGGGCCGGGCCUGCGGGCGGUGGACCAUCUUCACACCUUGGAACGUGUCCCUGCCCGGCACGCCGAAGCCGCCGCCGCGGCCCCCGGCGCCCCCGGCCCCCGGCGCCCCGGUGGGCCGCGUGCUGUUCCUCACCGACCUGCACUGGGACCACGACUACGAGGAGGGGGCCGAGCCGGCCUGCCCCGACCCCCUGUGCUGCCGCCGGGGCUCCGGCCGCCCGCCGCCCUCCCUGCCGGGCGCCGGGCGCUGGGGGACCUACGGCAAGUGCGACCUGCCCCUGCGGACGCUGGAGAGCCUGCUGGCCGGCCUGGGCCCCGCCGGGCCCUUCGACCGCGUCUACUGGACGGGGGACCUCCCGGCCCACGACGUGUGGCGGCAGACGCGGCGGGACCAGCUGCGGGCCCUGGACACCCUCACGGGGCUGGUGCGCAAGUACCUGGGGCCCGUGCCCGUCUACCCGGCCGUGGGCAACCACGAGAGCGUGCCCGUCAACAGCUUCCCGCCGCCCUUCGUGCUGGGCAACCGCUCCGCGCGCUGGCUCUACGACGCCAUGGCCGACGCCUGGGAGCCCUGGCUGACCCCCGACGCCCUGCGCACCCUCAGGUUCGGGGGCUACUACGCCCUGACUCCCUGCCCCGGCCUCCGCCUCAUCUCCCUCAACAUGAACUUCUGCUCCCGGGAGAACUUCUGGCUGCUGAUCAACUCCACGGACCCGGCCGGGCAGCUGCAGUGGCUGGUGGGCGAGCUGCAGGCCGCCGAAGACCGAGGGGACAAGGUCCACAUCAUCGGUCACAUCCCCCCCAGCCACUGCCUGAAGAGCUGGAGCUGGAACUACUACCGCAUUGUGGCCAGGUACGAGAACACGCUGGCCGCCCAGUUCUUCGGCCACACGCACGUGGAUGAGUUCGAGAUCUUCUACGACGAGGAGACGCUGAGCCGCCCCGUGUCCGUGGCCUUCCUGGCACCCAGCGCCACCACGUACAUAAACCUGAACCCCGGGUACCGGGUGUACGAGGUGGACGGCCCCUACCCGGGCAGCUCCCACGCCGUGCUGGACCACGAGACCUUCAUCCUCAACCUGACCCUGGCCAACGCCCCGGGGGCCGGACCCCGGUGGGAGAGCCUCUACCGCGCCCGCCGGACCUACGGGCUGCCGGACGCCCUGCCCGCCGCCUGGCACGACCUGGUCUACCGCAUGCGUGGGGACGAGCGGCUCUUCCAGACCUUCUGGUUCCUCUACCACAAGGGCCACCCGCCCAGCACCCCUUGCGAGGGCCCCUGCCGCCUGGCCACGCUGUGCGCCCUGCUCACGGCCCGCCCGGACAGCCCCGCCCUGUGCCGCCACUUGGAUCCCGGCCUGCCCUUCCCGCGCAUCCAGAGCCUGUGGCGCCAGCGGCGGCUCUGCUAGGGCCCCGGGCCGCGGGCACCGGACCGGCGUCGGCGACGGAGUGGGCCGGCCGUGGCCGCUUCCCGUCCCCUCGAGGCCACGGCCGAGGCCGGGCCGGGAGGAAAGGAGGGAAGGCUCCGGGGUCCGCUGUCCCGCCGUCGGAGGCGACGAGAGUGGUUCGCAGCGGCCUUGAUUUUAGGAGAGCAGGGAAGGGAAAGGGCUGUGCCCUGCCCCGUGAGAGCUCCAAAAUAAACGUGUGAUACAGCCA
Messenger RNA from Tachyglossus aculeatus (Australian echidna), 2365 nucleotides. It is a transcript of the gene SMPD1, whose product is annotated as sphingomyelin phosphodiesterase 1. Gene Ontology annotation, biological process: ceramide biosynthetic process; sphingomyelin catabolic process. The record is from RefSeq and is a predicted model, not a curated record. Gene Ontology annotation, cellular component: lysosome. Lineage: Eukaryota; Metazoa; Chordata; Mammalia; Monotremata; Tachyglossidae. Bases 325 to 2118 code for a protein of 597 amino acids. Gene Ontology annotation, molecular function: acid sphingomyelin phosphodiesterase activity. The transcript has 6 exons.